Messenger RNA from Plodia interpunctella (Indianmeal moth), 7796 nucleotides. It is a transcript of the gene GlcT, whose product is annotated as Glucosylceramide synthase. Gene Ontology annotation, cellular component: membrane. Bases 315 to 1520 code for a protein of 401 amino acids. The transcript has a single exon. Lineage: Eukaryota; Metazoa; Arthropoda; Insecta; Lepidoptera; Pyralidae. Gene Ontology annotation, biological process: glucosylceramide biosynthetic process. Gene Ontology annotation, molecular function: ceramide glucosyltransferase activity. The record is from RefSeq and is a predicted model, not a curated record.
UCAAUUUUUGGCAGAUUUAGUCAGUGAUGGGGAAUCUAGAGUAAAGAAAGGUGGAUCAUCGGAACAGUGCAAAAUAAUUUAUCACUACGCUAGGCAAUUACGAGUAUUAUCUAAUUCUGAUACCAGUGAUAAAAAUGACGUCGUAAUACUAUGAUGACUCAAUGGCUCGCGCGCUCAUUUAUUGCUCAUAUUCUCUUCGGUUUCAAUUCAGUCAGUGUUUCGCUAGCGUCGUAACGAGUGGCGCACGUCUCGAACUUUAAACCAGUCGAUAUUAUGUGGCCCGAACGAAAGAAUAACAUUGAAUUUUUACAAUUAUGAUGUCUAUGGUGUAUACGGUGUACGGUUUCGCCAUAUUUUUUAUGGUGGCCUGGGUGUGUCUGUGGCUACUUCAUAUAAUGGCUUAUUCAUAUUCUAAAUGGAAGCUGCACAGAACAGUGGACCGGUCUCCGCCUGAGCAGCCCUAUCCUGGAGUUUCGAUCUUAAAACCUCUCACCGGCAUCGACCCUAACCUGCUGUCCAACCUGGAGACAUUCUUUACACUGGAUUACCCCACAUACGAGUUAUUGUUCUGUGUCGAGAGUAAAGACGACCCAGCAGCUCUAUUGGUGACUGAGACUUUGGAGCCGAAGUAUCCCCAUGUAGAUGUGAGGUUAUUCCGAGGUGGAAAGCGGGUCGGCGUGAACCCUAAAAUAAAUAAUAUGCAGCCGGCGUACCUGGCGGCAAAGUACUCGUUAGUGCUAGUGAGCGACGCCGGCAUACGCAUGCGAGAAGACACCCUGUUGGACAUGGUGCAGCAUUUGAGAGAUGACGUCGCUAUCGUCCAUCAAAUGCCGUUCGCGUGCGACGCUGAAGGCUUCGCGGCGGUGUACGAGAAGGUUUUCUUCGGCACCGCGCAGGCGCGGAUGUACCUGGGCGCCGACUUCCUCGGCAUCAACUGUCACGUCGGGAUGUCGUCGCUGGUGCGGAAGGACGCGCUCGACGACGUGGGGGGUCUGGCGGCGUUCGCGGACUAUCUGGCGGAGGACUACUUCCUAGCGCAGGCUAUAGUGUCGCGCGGGUGGAAGAUGAGAGUGGCGUCGCUGCCGGCGCUUCAGAACAGUGGAAUCCGGUCCGUGGGCGCGCUGCAAUCGCGACUGACGCGGUGGGCGCGGCUGCGGAUCGCCAUGAUACCCGCCACAACAAUGCUGGAAGUGAUUAGUGAAUGUCUACCGCUAGGCGCGGGCGCCGCGUGGGCCGCCGGCCAGCUGUUCGGUGCCGAACCUCUACCAUUCUUCUUGGUGCAUGUGUUAGUGUGGUUCCUCUCAGACUGGCUGAUGCUGCGGUCAGUGCAGAACGGAUCACCCCCAUUCACGAAAGUUCAGUUCCUGCUCGGUUGGUUGUGGAGUGAGUGUUGUGCACCAUUUGUGUUAGCCGCAGCGCUACUGAGCCCUGAGAUCUCAUGGCGGACUCGCAGCUACCGGCUCGACUGGGGCGGCCGAGCCCACGAGCUCAAGCCCUCAGUACAUACUCAAAAGCUUUAAUUUGUAAAUGUUUACUGGUGUAAAUGAAAUGCUUGGUGUGUGAAUCGUUUAGAUAUGAGAGUUUUAGUUUAUAAUUAUAUUUUAUGAUUUCUUAUGAGUGAACUUGUCACUUUUGUUUUAGAAAGUUGUGUACAAUUUUUACUGAGAAACUGAAUUUUUGCUAAGAAAUCAUUCUUAUUAUCAAUAUUAUUGUAAUUUGAUACUUAUGGCUCUUAUGGAUGCUUAGAAUUACUGAGGUUGCAUGCAAUAAGUAUUUUAUCAGUAAUUAUAGCUUAACAUUUAUGGGCCAGCUUUAAAAGGUAUGGUCAUGCAAAGGCCAUGUUGAAAGUGAUCUGUGAAUUAAUAAACUUGGGUCAUAAUAUCCAGCAAUUAUGUAAAGAAAAAUGAAUACAUAGACAACAGACAUAUUUCAGCUAAAAUAUAUUAUCUAAAUUGAGAUAAACUACCUACAUACAAUUCAUUUUUUUAGGUUUCACCAUUGGACCAUACCUAAAUUUAUAGGUAACUGACUCAUUCCAUUUGUGUACAAUGUCGUCAUUUAAAAAUAGAACAAACUGUGUUGUGAGUCAUAAAUUCCCAUCUUUUUUAAAACUAAUGUUUCCUGGUUAGAUAGAAUUCAGAAAAAAACGUUGCCCAGUUCUUAGAAUGUAAGAUUAGGAUGUAGUUUUUUGAAACAAAUGUUGGCAAUACUACUUAACAUUAUGAAUAUUUCCCUAAUCCAAAAAAGGGCCAGACAAUGUAAAAUGGGUGUUUGUGAUUUUAAUUAGUAAUUUACUCUUAGCCUUUCAGUUCCCGCGGAUCGGAUCGCGAUCGCGAAUUGUUGUUCAAUUGUUUUUAUUGUCUCCAGGAUCACUUUGAUUUUUAAUACCUGCAAAACAAAUAGGUGUUUCUUAUACAUUUUUGUAUCAAUAACAAAGUGAAAUACUAUUAUCAAUUUCUUGCAAUUAUGCAAAAUUUUGUCAUGAGGAUGGUCCUCAUAGCUGUAGAGUUCCUCUUGUAAAUUACAGUUGAUAUAAAAAUACGUUUUCGCUUAUCUUAAUUAAAAAAUGGCAAAUAAUAUUGGAGUAAGUAUAAAUUCUACUAGUUUUUGUUGAGGUAUAUAUGUUUUUGUUAUUGAUCAUUUUGAUGAUAUGAUUAAUAAGUAAAUUAUGAAGAUUAAAAAAUAUUGUUUUACAUACCUACACUUUUGAUUCUUAUUUUGUGUAUUGAGCUGGAUGGGAAUUGUGAGAAACAGCUACUUGUUUUCAUAUAACUGUGUACAGUCUGUUUUUAAUUACAAGUCCUAACAUAUAAACAAACAUCAACAAAUAAAUCAAGUAUUAGUAAAGUAAAAAAAAAUUAACCAUAAAAGUAACUUCCUAUAAAGUAUAUUUUAAUUUAUAUUGCAGAAAAAUAAUAAAAGACAUGGUAACUGUUUACAUAGUAAGAGUUGUAAAAAGAAAACAACUUUAGAUGUGUUUUACAUUUUAUUUAUGUAACAGAUUUCUAAAUAUAUACAGGGUUAUUGCAGAAAUAUUGUGUAAUGCUUUUCUAUGUGAUUUUAUUUUGAAUUGUACUUUCAUUGCACUACCAAAUUUCGCUAUUUUAAUCUGAAAUUUUGUGAAAAUACUUUCUGAUAGCCAUAGACAACAUAUAUGUAUGUACAUAUGUUAUCAUCAUAUCAGAUACUAUCUAGGCAUUGGAUGCCUAGAUAGUAUCUGAUAUUAUGAAUGACCCAUAAAAAAAGAAAAAGAAAUUGCCUAUGGCUAAGAUGUAAAUCUAUACUGUAUUAUUUAAAUUGCCAAGUAAUUCAAAAAUUUUCUAUACUUAAAAAAAAAUUGUUAAUAAAAAAGAGAACAAGCGUUUUUUUUUUCAAACGAGCGAAAUUUCGAAUUAUAUGGAAUUGGAAUUUGGUAGUGUUGCCGAAAUAUCGACAGUUUCAUUAUCGAUAGUUGGCCUUGAGACAUCUAAAUUAUUGAUAGCUGCAUACUAUAGUAGCGUCGAUAGUUUGAAGUACUAACGAUAGUAUCGAUACUAUUGAUUAUUUUGUUUCAUAUCAAUACUAUCGAAACAAUUGAUAGUCCUAUCAACAGUUCCACUAUACCCAAACUAUCGAUAGUCUCUCGAUAUCGGCCUAACAUUCGGCAAUACUAGAAUUUGACAUUUCUUAUGUACCUUUGGACUGUAAGGAAAGUUUAUGUACGGUUGUCUUCAAACACAAGGUCUGAUGGGACCAAGAAUAGGCUGUUUUUAAAGGAAAGCCUAACAAGUUUAUUUUGAAUUUUGUACCAAAGACAUUGAGAUUUAAGACUGGAAUAGAUUAGGUUUGAUGUCCAAAGGUUACAUCAUUAUUUAUUCUUCAAAAAUUAUGUAAUCAAGUUCAAAAUGUACGUAUAAGGCAAUCAGAUCAAUAUCUGAAGUUUUUCUUCCACAAGACACUGGUUAGAUGGAAGUUAUAUAGUUAGCAAUGCAACUUGUAAUGCAAAAAUAUUAUUUUUAUUGAAAUGAAAUUCGCUUGCCGCAGUCAAGAGCGAUAAGGGAACAAAUCAAAACUUCACGAUAUAUUCCCUCUAGAGCGACAAAGCGGAGUGUACUUAUUUGCUUCACAUUUUUUUCAAAUAACACCAUUACGACAACGCCUAAGAAAUAUUAUAAUGUACAAUAUAUUUUUCAAAAUGCAGAUUGUUAUAGUUAGUUUUUUAGGUUCUGGAUUUUAUUAUGAAUCGUUUUAUAAGUAAACAUUAUACCGAAUUCUUUAUAUGUUCACUUAUUUUUAACUAGUUUUAUGACAGGCAGGUAGAUAAAUUGUAUUUGUUUGUUAAUUGUAGUUGUAUUCUCUUUCACCACAAUAUCCACAUUGGAUUUUGUUCAUAUCUACGCUAUAUUCGCCUUCUGGCUUAUGAAAAUGUCUAACGGCCUAGUUACCUGUAGUACAGGAUCCAACAGGAUCCUAUAUCAGGGACUAGCCGCUUCACAAAUAUAACUUUUAUGUACCUAAUCAUCUGUAAGCCAAAAUUGCUGUAAUCUUCUAUAUUUGUGUAAAACUGUAACUGUACCUGUUCCUUUUUAUUUUGUGAAGUGGAAAUAAAGUCUAUAAUAUAUUAUUAUAAUAUAAUAUAUUAUAUAUGUACAAGAGGUUUUAUGUGUACACAUAAAUGCUGUCAACGUGUACCUACUUAAUAUAAGAAGUUAUUUUUUCUUACUGUCUAAUUUGGUCGACGACUUACAUGAUUAUUGAUUGGAUGGCAAGGUCUUGCUUAGUAAUCUAUAUAGUACUAACUUUUCCCCGCGGUUUCGCUCGCGUGAAUUUCUCUGCGAAAACGGAACAGACACCAUUUUAAUACAAACUUUUACCCCCAAUUAUAGUAAUUUUGGGAUUGAUUUUUGAAAAAAAUGUACCUACCAAGAAUUGAGCAUAAUAAGGACAAAUUGUAACAAGUGAUAAUUAUAUUAUUGAUUAAGUAGAUAUUUUUCAAAAUUAACCUUAAUUUGUAUUAAUUACGACAAAUAUUCACCACUGAUUGUACUAUAAUUAAUGCAGAAUAACUUGAUGUGCUCUAGACUGUACGUGUUAAACUAUGUAGAUACGUGGUGGACGUUGGAAAGUUAAUUUAUACAUUACAUUCUAUAAUCGAAAAAAUCUACGUAACGCGUUUUUGGGUAUUCACUUGGCGAAAAAACGUCGAUUUGUAAAUGUCUCUAAUUAUAGAUUCGCUAACAGCUGAUAUACAUUCACAGCUAUUUUAAAUCUUGCGCGUGCCACGGAUCGGAAUAGUGACCUCGUGCAAAAAAAUAAUGAAUAUCAAGGUUAACUUAUCGCACGAGCAGGAAUAUUUUAUAUUUCGAGCGAAUUUAUUUCAGCUAGAUAAAAUUUAAAUGUGUAUUUAAAUUGUGGUAUCACAAUGGACACUAUCAUUUGGUUGGAGCCAUUCGUUUCUAUUCGCCAGGGUAUCGAUUCUGCUAAAGUUAUUUCAUAGUCGUGUCUCGAUCGCUGUGCAAUAGCCAAUAACUAUUACACGAUUAUGACUUAAGGCCGGUGCAAACCGAAUUCGUAUGCACAGUUGUAUGUAUGGAAUUGUAACGCAAGUGUACACACGUGUGCGCACGCAUGUAAACGAAUCUGUAGGUAUUCGUUUACGAUUGUAAAAUCGUGUAACACAGAUGGGUGUACGCCCAGUAUUAUUAUAUAUAUAACUAUAUAUAAUAACCUCAUAACUAGAAGAAACUGGAAAAAACCGGGAGGAAACCCAUCAAUUGUGCUGCAUACGAAUUCGUCGCACGUCAAUGCACGGGCCAUUUAACUAGCAUUAACACUCAGUUUAAUAUAUAAUAGAAAAAAUCUUAUAUAUAUAUCAUACUACAUCGACACGACACUCGUAAACCGUGAAACUCAUUUUACCUUGACGCCGCCAGCGCGGUUAUCCGUAGCUAUGCGAUAGCGAUAAUAAUUUCAAAAUGAUCAAUCAUUGUCACAUUCACGCGUCAGUAACAGCAUUUAUGACUGAAUUCGUCGAGUAAAAUUUGGUUCCCUCAACAUGGGUCCAAACAAGAACCAUGUGUUGUUUUUUAACGUCCUAUCCGGUCCUACGUUUUAAUAAUUUAAUUUGACUACAUUGUUUUAAUAUCAUUAGUAAUUUAUCAAAUAAUCAUUCUUAGUUUUCGCAGACGUUGUGAUAAAUCGUCAUCAGAUUUUUCGUAAAAUUUUUUCCUAUCUGAAUUUUAUUUGAGCGUGAACAGCAGCAGCUAUUCGUAUCUAUAAACUAUUUAUUUUAUACACAUUUAGUUCUAUAUUGCUGUGAACCCACCGUCGCAUAGGUUCCGUUUGUAAAAUACCUCAGAUGCCAUUUAAAUCGGUACACAAAGUGGCAUAGCUGGUUGCCGAUUUGAAUAAAUAAUUGAAAAAAAUAUGUUAUAAUCGGGAAUUGUUCUAGAUUUUGAGAUACAUGUCCUCUUUUCGAAUUGAAUCCUUUCCGAUUUUGUCCAUGCUUACCCCAGAGCCUAAAAAUGAUUGUGUGUUGCAAUAAUUUAAAUAUAAUAUUUUAGUUAUUAUUUACUUGUGGAUACAAUGGAAAGAGGUUAGAAAAAUAGUGUUUUAAUUAAAUAACAACUCACAAAUUAGUAGGUACAUAUUUAAAAACCCAAAUUCUAUUUGAAUUGUAUAUUGUAUAAUAAUAUUUAAAUUGCAUCUGUGCCAUUGUACAUUAGCAAAAUUAUUGAAAAUGGCUUUACACCCAUUUUACAUACUCAUAUAAUAACGCGGUGCAAUUAUUCGUAAAACAACAAUCAUUGUUAUAAAUAUUGAUUUUUGUAUUUUAUUACAGGUCAAAAUGAUAACGCAAUGUAAACAAAACAGGUAUAAAAAGCAAUUAAUUCAUUAUUUUUUUGCCUUUUAUACAGAUUUUUUUCAUUUUUUUUCCGUCAGAAAGUGAAGAUUACUGAUUUUUAACGAACAAAAUUAUUAAUAAUUCUCAUUGCAAUACGAAAUGGUAAAGACGGGUUGACAAACACCCUAUGUUGCCAGCUAACAGGAGACAGCGCCCUCCUUUAUUUGUUUGUUUUGUUCACUUUCUUGAAAGACUGUAAAUUUUUUAAAUUAUAACAGUUGCAAAAUCUCAGUGAUUUUUUGAUACGUCGUAUAGGUUCCUUUUUUCAUUUAAUACAUUUAUAAGUAGUACAUUUGUUUAGGUAUUUGCAAUGUAUGCAAUCUUGACAUUUCAUUUUAUUGGAAAAAUAUAAGCACUUUAGAAAUUACAUUAAUUAUUAUAUGUACGGAUAAGAAGCUAUUAUUAUUUUCGUUUUUAGUCGCAAAUUAAUCUGACAAUAAAUGUUUGCAUUUUAUUGUAUAUUAAAUGUUAUGUUUAUAUUGAUUUUUUCAAUAAAAAACAUGUCAAGAUUAUUUACAAUUUUUCAAUUCAAGUACACUUGCAAGUUUGUCUGCCCGACUAAUACCUAUCAAUGCAAACACGGUGGUUCUGUUUUUAAUUCUGUGUUAAUCAUGAUUGGUUACUGUACAGAGACAUAAUUGAAUUAUAUAAAAGAUAAAUGAAUAAUUAUCAGCAUGUGUGAUUGUAUUAAUUCCAGACAUUAUUGCAAUUACGGGCUAAAACGCUGACAUGAAUGAAAACCUUAUUUGUUUUAGUAUAUAAAAGGUGUUAAAACCAAUGAAAAACUUAGUUAUUUUUGGUGAACCAUAAACAUGGAAAAAAACAACUUCCCAAAUACUAAUGAUUAAAGUUGAUUUGUGAUAUUAUUGUCCUAUGUGAAUUAAGAAUAUGUACAUUAGAUUUUUUUUCAGAA